Zootoca vivipara (common lizard) is the source of this 4293-nucleotide messenger RNA. RefSeq names its product solute carrier family 13 member 2 (gene SLC13A2). Gene Ontology annotation, molecular function: succinate transmembrane transporter activity; sodium:dicarboxylate symporter activity; fumarate transmembrane transporter activity. Gene Ontology annotation, cellular component: plasma membrane. Lineage: Eukaryota; Metazoa; Chordata; Lepidosauria; Squamata; Lacertidae. The record is from RefSeq and is a predicted model, not a curated record. Gene Ontology annotation, biological process: cellular response to lithium ion; alpha-ketoglutarate transport; succinate transmembrane transport.
GGCGGGCGCUCAGGUGCCAAGGUCGGCAGCCAGGUGCCGCGGAGCCUUUAUAAAGUCUCCGAGGCGAGAUCGAGCGCUCCUUUCGGCCCCAGGCACGCAGAGUCUCCCAUCAGGAUGUGGAGGGAGAUUCUGGCGCACAGGAACUACCUGAUCGUCCUGCUGACCCCCUUCCUCUUUCUCCCCCUGCCCGUGCUCCUACCUUACAAGGAAGCGCAAUGCGGCUACACCAUCAUCCUGAUGGCGCUCUUCUGGUGCACAGAGGCUCUGCCGUUGGCCGUCACUGCUCUGCUGCCCGUCCUCCUCUUCCCGCUCAUGGGCAUCAUGGAUUCCACCACGGUGUGCAUGGAGUACCUGAAGGACACCAACAUGCUCUUCAUCGGGGGGCUGCUGGUGGCCAUCGCAGUGGAACACUGGGACCUGCACAAGCGCAUUGCCCUCCGCGUCCUGCUGCUCAUCGGGGUCCGGCCAGGCCUGCUCCUGAUGGGCUUCAUGGCCGUCACGGCCUUCCUCUCCAUGUGGAUCAGCAACACGGCCACCACGGCCAUGAUGGUGCCCAUUGCCCAAGCCGUCCUGGAGCAGCUGCACAGAUCCGAGGUGGAGCGGCUGCAGGCCAAGGAGGCCGUGGCCAAGAAGGGGACCGUCAACGGAGGCUUUGAGCUGCAGGAGACCGCCCACCAGCAAGUCAACGGACACGUAGUGACGGUGGAGAAGGAGAAAGUGUCCCGCGAGCAGGAGCAGCUGGAGAAGAAGCACCUGACCUUCUGCAAGGGAAUGAGCCUCUCGGUGUGUUACGCGGCCAGCAUUGGGGGAAUCGCCACCCUGACGGGGACCACGCCCAACCUGGUGAUGAAGGGGCAGAUGGACGACCUCUUCCCCGACAACGACAACGUGGUCAACUUUGCCUCGUGGUUCAGCUUCGCCUUCCCCACCAUGGUGCUCCUGCUGUUCCUCUCCUGGGUCUGGCUGCUGCUGAUGUUCCUGGGCGUGGACUUCCGGAAGAACUUUGGGUGCGGCACCAACGAUUCGGAGAAGGCAGGCUCUCAGAUGGCCUACCGCAUCAUCAAGAACCAGCACCAGGCGCUGGGGCCCAUGAAGUUCUCCGAAAUCACCGUCCUGGUCCUCUUCGUCAUCCUGGUGCUGCUCUGGUUCACCCGGGAGCCGGGCUUCAUGCCGGGAUGGGCGAGUGCCGCCUUCACCAAGGACGGGAAGAGCUACGUCACUGAUGCCACGGUGGUCAUCUUCAUUUCGAUGCUGCUGUUCCUCAUCCCCUCGGAGGUGCCCAGAUGCGGCUUCCGGAGCAGCACCCCACCAGGAGGGCAGAUCCGGGUGACCCCGCCCCUCCUGGACUGGCCAACCGUCAAUCAGAAGAUGCCCUGGAACAUCGUCAUCCUCUUGGGAGGAGGCUUUGCCUUGGCCAAAGGCAGUGAGGCGUCUGGCCUGUCCAAAUGGCUGGGGAGCAAGCUGACCCCCCUAGAGACCAUCCCUCACCCAGCCAUCGCCUUUGUGCUCUGCCUGCUCGUUGCCGUCUUCACCGAGUGCACCAGCAAUGUGGCCACCACCACCCUCUUCCUGCCCAUCCUGGCUUCCAUGGCUCAGGCCAUCUGCCUCAACCCCCUCUACGUGAUGUUGCCUUGCACCCUGUCCGCCUCUCUGGCCUUCAUGCUCCCGGUGGCCACCCCUCCCAACGCCAUCGUCUUCUCCUAUGGGCAGCUGCGUGUCAUAGACAUGGUCAAAGCUGGCUGCAUGCUGAACUUACUGGGGGUCUUGACCAUCACCCUGGCCAUCAACACCUGGGGCUUCCCCCUCUUUGACCUCCACAAUUUCCCAAACUGGGCAAACGGCACCGCAGGUCAAUGCUGAGCCCGGGGACAAGACUCUCUCUCAAAUGCGCUUCGGAUCCUCGUGUGGCAACUGCUAUGCUCUGCUGAGGGACCGGCUCGCUUGGGGGGCCAUUGAGGUGCAAACUCAGCCUUCCCAGGCCGGCAGCGGCAACUGUGGACGGGGCUCCCCUUCCUCCCUCACUGGGAUUUCUUCUGCCCCAGUUGUAGCUGGAAGCUCCCUCCAGGCAUCCGUGUGGGGCUUAGCAGUGGGGCAGCUCACCUCACAGACGCAGCAUUGUGGGGCAGAAAAGAAAUGGCCCCCUCCACCCAGCACCAUCUUCCCUGGGCAACACACCACAGAAUCAUAAAGUUGGGAGGGACACCCAGGGGCCAUCCAGUCCAGCCCCCUGCAAUCCAGGAAUUACUUCUCAAGAAUCCCUGGCAGGCGCCCGUCCAACUUCUGUUUAAAAGCCUCCAGAGAAGGGGAGCCCGCCCCCUCCUGGGGUCAUGGAAUUGUGGAUUAGAGAGGGACCCCCCAAGGGUCAUUUAGUCCAACCCCUGCAAUGCAGGACAAUUUCAUCAGGCGCAGAGUGCCAGGGUGUCUGGGUGUGUCUUUGUGCCGCUGUUGCUGCGGAGUAGUUCUGUGUGAGCCACAACAGCGGACAGGCAGAGCCAAGACCCCCCCCAACCUCCUUGUGACCCCACCAGUCGCUGGGCACCCUGGUCAUCGUGCCUAUUGGUGCCUGCCAGCUUCCAAGGAGGUCGGGCUUCCAGGCCCCUGGGAAAAACACAACAGCUCUUUUGUGCAAUAAAAGUGUGGGCCAAAACUGUAUUGUGAUUGUUCUGCUGAGUUUAAGGGGGUCCGUGGAUCACACACAGUCACACACAUACACAGAGUCUACUUAAAGCACUUUUAUCUCACUUCAGCCAAAUAAUAAUAAUCCAUAGUACCUCACAAAUAUCAGUGAUAACAGCCUCUGAGCUCAAGUUUUACAGACACGACACAGAAGGAAAGAGUGUCCGGAGGGAAGAAGAAAAAAGCAAGCUCUGGCACUAGUUCUUAUCUAUGGUUAUCAGGGCCGGAUUUAGGUUUGAUGAGGCUCUAAGCUCCUGAAGGGAAUGGGGCCCUUUAUAUGUCCAGCUGUGCUUUGUCAACAACAAAAGUGUUGCUGUUUUUUGUGUUGAAUAGAUGCUAUAUGGUAAUUUGUGAACCUAAUAGGUAUCUCAAGCCAUUUGCCCAUGUUGCCAUGCAACCAGUCCAUGCAGAAUGUAGGCACCCUAUAUAUAGAAAGGAGAAAACCAGUGAUAUUUGGGGAGCAGGCUAGCAGGCGGGGCCCAUGACUUACACCAUAGGAGCCUACACAACACAAAACACUGUUGUUGUAUGUGGGCUUUAUUUUAUUUGUUUUUUAUCUUAUAUGUUGGAAAUGUACAUCCAGGUUUCCCUCCCCCCUUUAAAUUGUUUUGGGGGCCCCGAGAGAGUGGGGCCCUGAGCUAGAGCUUGUUUAGCUUCUACGUCAAUCCGCCACUGAUGGUUCUGCAUUUCCUUACAUUCAUAGCCCAUCUUUCCUCCACGGAGCUCAAGGUGGCCUUUGUGAUUUGCCUCCUCUCACAACAACCCUGCGAGGGAGGUUAUGCUGAGAAAGGAAGAGGCUGUGAGACUGGCCCCCACGGUCUUCCAGCGGAAGCCACGUGGCCGAGUGGGGAUUUGAACCCUGGUCUCUCUCAGGUCCUAGUCCGGCCCUCUAACCCAGGCAAUCCCAAACUGCGGCCCUCCAGAUGUUUUGGCCUACAACUCCCAUGAUCCCUCGCUAACAGGACCAGUGGUCGGGGAAGAUGGGAAUUGUAGUCCAAAACAUCUGGAGGGCCGAAGUUUGGGGGUGCCUGCUCUAACCACUACACCACUGCUGCCUGGACCUCGCUCACCCAGGAGGCAGUGACAGCCAACAACUCGGAUAGCUUUAAAAGAGGAUGGGGCAGAUUCAUGGAUGGAGAGGGCUAUGGAUGGCUCUGCUCCUCGGACUCCCCAUUUGGAGGCAGCGAAGCUUCUGACUCCCAGUUGCUGGAAGCCAAAGGAGGGGAGAGGGCUCUGGGGCUCGGAUCCUGUUUGCCUGUUUCCCAUGCCGGCUCCUGGCUGGCCCUGUGAGGACAGGAGGCUGGAGCAGGUGGGCUCCAGCAAGCUCUUACCUUCUUACCUCCAUGACACGAUCCUUUGCUUGUACACAGUUUGUGAGUUGACCAUCCUUUAAAGUUCAGCUCACCCCUUUUCUUUAUUAGUUUGCAAGAUUUUAAAGCAAGUUUGCAUGAAAAUUCACGCACAAUUUUGUACGCCUCUCUUCUGAACUAGGCAGGUUUGUUCAAUAUAUUCAUCCUCUUCCCCCCCCCCAAGCCAUCCUCCCUAAUUUAAUGUGUGUUUGCACAUGGUUUCCCUUAAAUGCAUGCACUUUUAUACACUUUUAAAAAAAAUUAAAAA